Molecule: messenger RNA, 2860 nt
Organism: Loxodonta africana (African savanna elephant)
Lineage: Eukaryota; Metazoa; Chordata; Mammalia; Proboscidea; Elephantidae
Product: KIAA0513 ortholog
Exons: 12
Coding region: 312-1517 (401 amino acids)
Source: RefSeq, a predicted model, not a curated record
CGCUCCCGGGCGCGCGCUCGGAACGACCCGGCUGCUUGCCGCCGGCUCAGUCACCUCAGCUGCGGAUCCCGCGCCUCGUCGGCGGGCUCCUGUCAGCCGGCUCUUCGUCAGCGCACACCCGGCCGCAGCGAUGCCUUAGAGCCACGUGACGCUGCUGCAGUGGGCCCACCCUUGGAAGUUGGCAGCUCCCAGGAGACUCCCAUGUCCUUGGCAGGGCCCCAGCUGGCCUCUGGCUUCCAUUGACACACCUGGGAAGCAAGUUGGUGGCCUCCCCACCUUGUGCCCCUCCCCCACAGCAGCCCACCUACACCAUGGAGGCCCCAGAAGUCCCUGUGGGGUCACUGAUCGACUUUGGGACAGAGCCGCUGGCCUCUCCUCCCCUGGAGGUCCUACCUCCACAGCUGCAGGAUGGGGACAGCUCGCUGGGUGAUGGUGGGUCAGAGAGUGAGACCACCGAGUCCGCAGACAGCGAGAAUGACAUGGGCGAGUCACCCUCCCAUCCAUCCUGGGACCAGUACCACCGUUCGUCCUCCAACGACUCCUUCUCCUCCAAUCAGAGUGCCAUGUCACCCAGGGACGAGGAGGGCUUGGAGCUCAGAGAGUUCAUGUGCAACUAUGUGGAGAAGGUCUUCUCCGGAGGGGAGGAUUUGGACCAGGAGGAGAAAGCCAAGUUUGGAGAGUACUGCAGCAGCGAGAACGGGAAAGGCCGGGAGUGGUUUGCCCGAUAUGUGAGCGCCCAGCGCUGCAACGCCAAGUGCGUCUCAGAGCCUACCUUCUACCGCCUGGUGCAGUCGUUUGCAGUGGUGCUGUUUGAGUGUCACCAGAUGGAUGACUUUGGCCCUGCCAAGAACCUCAUGACCAUGUGCUUCACCUACUAUCACAUUGGUAAGCCACACCUGCUCCCUUCAGAAUCUAAGGAGAAGCCUGCAGGAAGCAUUGACUCCUACCUGAAAUCCGCCAACAGCUGGCUAGCAGAGAAGAAGGACAUUGCUGAGCGGCUCCUGAAGAAUACCUCAGUGAAGACCGAGAACAUGAAGGGCUUCUUUGGGGGGCUGGAAACCAAGCUGAAGGGGCCCCUGGUGAAGAGAAAUGAGGAGGACGACAACAAACCCAAGGAGAAGCAGCAGAAGACAGUAACUGUGUAUAGCCCAGAGGAGGAAAAGAAGGGGGAGAAGAUCUACCUGUACACACACCUGAAGCAGCAGCCAAUCUGGCAUACCCUGAGGUUCUGGAAUGCUGCCUUUUUCGAUGCUGUUCAUUGUGAGAGGAGAAAGCGGUCUCCCACCACCAGGGAGAAGUGGUGCCACAUGACCCAGGAGGAGCGUGAUGACAGCCUGCGGUUCAAUGAGAACAUCACCUUUGGACAGCUGGGCACAUUCAUGCACAACAUGUUGGCUUUUGGACUGAACAAGAAGCUGUGCAAUGACUUUCUGAAGAAGCAGGCCGUGAUCGGAAACUUGGACGAAGAGCAGUACAAGCUGCUCAGUGAUCACAUUGAGCAGAUGGCCAUUGAGUAGCCCACAGGAGGCUGCCCCACGGCACCCACCACGGAGGACUGAGGGUGCACGCCACUCUCCCAGGGCCAGCGACUGGCUGUCACCCUCGAUAACCCUGCAUGACAUCAGCAAUGCCCAGAGCCGCCCCGCUGCCCUAGAACUAGCCAUUAGAAGAACCUGGUGGCCAUCCUUACCUCUCCCCGCUGCCUGUGUCUGCUCCCCAUCUGUGUGCCAAGUGCCCCUUGAACUAUACGGCAAAAGCCGAGGUGGCCGCACCGGAGUAUCAGCCUUGUGAGAUGAGGGAAGGAGGGGGGAGGCAUGCCGCCCCAGCCUCCUGCUGACCUUGCUGGAGAGACUGUGCCAUGGAGAGGGCUGGUGGGCUCAGGAUGUAAGUGAGGGCGGGUGCCAGAGGAGGGCAGGAGCUGCCCAGCAUGCAGCAGUCACAUGGAGGCAGGUGCUGUCAGUCAUGGCUGAAGACCUAGGACCCCACCUUGGGGUGUGGGCCACCUAAUCCACACAGACCCCUGGGGGAGCUGGGGAGAGAGUGUUGACCCUUUCAGUGUUGAUCCUUGGCAGGUACUUGCUCUUCCCUGUAGGACAGGAACCGGGAGUCACAGGAAGCUCGAGGAGAGAAACUCCUUCUAUUUUAAAUAGGGAAAGACCGUGAGAGGAUGCAGCAGUGGGACCUGGCCCCAACUAGACGACAUUCUGAGCAAGAGCCAGACCAGGAACAUCACAGGAUUCAUGUGGCAUCAGCCAUGUGAGAUGCACUUGGUCAGCCAGCAGCUUCCUUUUGAAGCCAAGAAACUUCUGCAGCUCCCCAGGAGAAGCAGGGUCUUCUGUCCUGCGCAAGCGACACAGGAAAGAGGUUUCUUUAGAAGCUGAAAGACAGUGCCCUUCCUAAAACCAGACAGUGCUGCUUUUUAUUUCUAAAAGGACCAAAAAGUCCACGCUCAGGGUUACACUGACAGAGGCAGGGCGGCAGGGAGUGACUGCCCACAGCUCGUCAUCGAGUGCAUCCUUCACCUGAAGCCUGAGCACUGGACACCUCCACCCGCAGCCCCCGGAAGGCGCAGCCGUGCGGUGACCACUCUCCUCCAUGCUCUGCUGAUAGUCCCUUCACCUCAUCUCAGUGCCUGGGGCUUGUCCCAGCUACACCAGUCAGAGGGGCUGGCGUCCAGGUUACCAGCACCAGGCCUGCUGGCUCCCCAGCCUGCGCCCACCAUGUAAAUACUCCUUCUGCGUGCUGCCCUGAGUCUUCUGACCUUGGAAUAGGCCAUGAGGCGCUCUCCUCCCCCUACCUCCCCCUUUCUCCCUCCCACUUACUCUACUUUCAAUCGAAUUAAAUCAGUGUUUUAUCUGGA